UCUGUGAGAAACCCCGGCGCUGAGAGCAGGCGGAUCCCGCCUCCGGGCGCCGCCUCCGCCAGCAUGGGAAUCAAAUUUCUAGAAGUUAUUAAGCCCUUCUGUGCUGUUUUACCGGAAAUCCAGAAGCCUGAAAGAAAAAUUCAGUUUAGAGAAAAGGUUUUAUGGACAGCUAUUACCCUCUUCAUUUUUUUAGUAUGCUGCCAGAUACCAUUGUUUGGAAUAAUGUCCUCAGACUCUGCAGAUCCUUUCUACUGGAUGAGAGUUAUCCUCGCAUCAAACAGAGGCACAUUAAUGGAGUUGGGCAUUUCUCCCAUUGUGACAUCUGGCUUAAUUAUGCAGCUGUUGGCAGGAGCCAAGAUCAUUGAAGUUGGUGAUACACCCAAAGACAGAGCCCUGUUCAAUGGCGCUCAGAAGUUGUUUGGAAUGAUUAUUACUAUUGGGCAAGCAAUUGUGUAUGUCAUGACGGGAAUGUACGGUGAUCCUGCAGAAAUGGGAGCUGGAAUCUGCCUCCUGAUCAUAAUCCAGUUAUUUGUUGCUGGCUUGAUAGUGUUGCUGCUAGAUGAGCUGCUGCAGAAAGGUUAUGGCUUGGGUUCCGGGAUUUCUCUCUUUAUUGCUACCAACAUCUGUGAAACCAUUGUCUGGAAAGCCUUUAGUCCUACUACUAUUAAUACGGGCAGAGGAACUGAGUUUGAGGGUGCCGUCAUUGCAUUGUUCCACCUUUUGGCUACACGAACGGACAAAGUCCGUGCAUUGCGGGAGGCUUUCUAUCGCCAAAACUUGCCUAACCUUAUGAAUCUGAUUGCUACCGUCUUUGUGUUUGCUGUAGUCAUAUACUUUCAGGGAUUUCGUGUUGACCUCCCAAUCAAGUCUGCUCGGUACCGUGGACAAUACAGUAGCUAUCCUAUCAAACUCUUCUAUACCUCCAACAUUCCCAUCAUUCUUCAGUCUGCCUUAGUGUCCAACCUUUAUGUUAUUUCCCAGAUGUUGUCUGUGCGGUUUAGUGGCAACUUCUUGGUAAACUUACUUGGGCAGUGGGCGGACGUUAGUGGUGGAGGUCCAGCACGCUCGUACCCUGUUGGAGGCCUCUGUUAUUAUCUCUCCCCACCAGAAUCCAUGGGUGCUAUUUUUGAGGAUCCUGUCCAUGUGAUUGUUUAUAUUAUAUUUAUGUUGGGAUCCUGUGCAUUUUUCUCCAAGACAUGGAUUGAAGUGUCUGGAUCCUCAGCGAAAGAUGUUGCCAAGCAACUGAAAGAACAGCAAAUGGUGAUGAGAGGCCACAGAGAUACAUCCAUGGUACAUGAGUUAAACAGGUAUAUCCCUACUGCUGCUGCAUUUGGAGGCUUGUGCAUCGGGGCCCUCUCCGUCUUGGCCGACUUCCUCGGAGCCAUCGGCUCAGGCACAGGCAUUCUGCUUGCCGUCACCAUUAUUUAUCAAUAUUUCGAGAUCUUUGUUAAAGAACAGGCAGAGGUUGGAGGAGUGGGUGCUUUAUUUUUCUAAAUGUUCAGAUAUUAUGUAGCUUGUGAGAAAGGGAACUUUAUUUUGACGCCAUGCAACCUUUUAGUCCAAUGACGCCGUUUCUUUUCUUCUUAGAAGUGCUGUCUGCCCCAUUUAUUUAUUUAUUUUCACAAUGCCGGUGUGCAGCUUCAAUACCAGCUGCCUUAAGAAUCAAAGUUUACAUUGCCUUCGUUUAAAAAUAUAAAAAUGUAUCUAGUCUUGCCUGUAAUGCUGGAAACCAAUGCAUCUACCUUCCUCUUCAGACACUACAGUGGAGACAGUCAAAUGGUGCCCAUUUUGCUACUAGUGAACACUUUUGCACACAACGAUAUGGGAGUCAAAUGCACCUGCGUACAGUGGCAAAAGACAGCCACUGCAAAGAGUUCUACGUUUCCCAUCUCCCAAAAUCUAUAUUUUACAUGAAUUACUUUUAUAUGCUCGAAAAACAAAAAGGAAAAAAAAAAGAUGAGAAUUGUGGUGUUUCCUGCACCCUAGCCCCUUGAGAAGUGCUAGGUAUCCUAUGUCUUCAUAGCAGUUCUCCUCAAUCUGGCACCCGGCAGAUGUGUGGGAUUGCAGUCCCCAUUAUCCCGAGUUGCCAUUCUGGUUGGGGAUGAUGGAAGUUGGAGCCUUAACACAUCUACAGGGUGCCAGGUUGGGGAAGUCUGCGUUAUGGUGUUAACCCUGUUUGAAGCCAGGAGGGUGGAUGAACAUUUGAAUCAUGUAGCUUGUGAAAUUGGGUCUACCGAGGCAAGUAGGGAAGAGUAGGGCUUGGACGUCCCUAUUCAAGUUUUCCGCCGCCGUGUAGCGGCCUGCUAAGUACUAUCUUGCCUCCAUUGUAGACCUAUUGUUUCUUUUGACCCACAUGUCCUUUUGAGGGUGGAGGGAAACAAUCUAUGCUGCUGAAAUGUCUCCUCCAGUUUCUUCCUCUGAAUUAGAAAAAGCAAAGACAUAGGUCUUAAAGUAGCAUCGUUGGCAGAAGGAGGGGAGAAUCAAACAAGUCAUGGUGGUGGUAACCCAACCCCUACCUUGUCGUGCUUCUUGGCGGCAAUGUAACCAGUGUAAACGUUAGACAAUAAACUUAUUUAAUUAAAAUGGU
This is a messenger RNA of Elgaria multicarinata webbii, 2587 nucleotides long. It is a transcript of the gene SEC61A2, whose product is annotated as SEC61 translocon subunit alpha 2. Gene Ontology annotation, molecular function: signal sequence receptor activity; transmembrane protein transporter activity; ribosome binding. The coding region runs from base 64 to 1494 and encodes 476 amino acids. The record is from RefSeq and is a predicted model, not a curated record. NCBI's taxonomy places the organism in Eukaryota, Metazoa, Chordata, Lepidosauria, Squamata, Anguidae. Gene Ontology annotation, cellular component: Sec61 translocon complex; membrane. The transcript is spliced from 12 exons. Gene Ontology annotation, biological process: SRP-dependent cotranslational protein targeting to membrane, translocation; post-translational protein targeting to membrane, translocation.